Molecule: messenger RNA, 2503 nt
Organism: Poecile atricapillus (Black-capped chickadee)
Lineage: Eukaryota; Metazoa; Chordata; Aves; Passeriformes; Paridae
Product: solute carrier family 2, facilitated glucose transporter member 11-like
Exons: 12
Coding region: 131-1630 (499 amino acids)
Biological process (GO): monosaccharide transmembrane transport
Cellular component (GO): membrane
Molecular function (GO): hexose transmembrane transporter activity
Source: RefSeq, a predicted model, not a curated record
AUAGUAAAAAUUUAACUCUGAUCCCUGAAGCCAAAUGCCCACUGCUGGAGCAGCAGGCAGGAGACAGAGAGACACAAGCCUGUGAUGACAAGGACACAUCACACUCUGGACAGCCAGCCCUCAGCCAGAGAUGACCGGUUUCCUAUCAAACCUGGUACAGUACAAGGGGCUCUUUCGAAUGAUCACUGUCCUGGGGAUUGGUGGCACAUUCCAGAUCGGCUUUCAAAUUUCUACCAUCACCUACAUGUCUCAGCAUGUUAAGGCUUUCAUUAAUGAAACUUGGCUGGAGCGCUAUGGCUAUCCCAUCCAACAGGAUAACCUCUUGUUCCUGUGGUCCAUCACUGUGUCCAUCUUUGGCAUAGGAGGUCUCUUGGGUUCUUCAGGAAGCAGAUACCUCACUGUCAAAUUUGGCAAAAAGAAAUGUCUCUUGUGCAACAAUGUGCUCAUGAUAGUGGCAGCAUCUAUCAUGGGCUGCAGUAAAAUAUCCCAGUCCUUUGAGAUGGUUCUAAUUGGACGCUUCAUGUGUGGAGUAAGUGCAGGUCUUUGUGUUCCUCUGCACCACCAAUAUGUUGGAGAAAUUUCCCCCAGGAAGCUCCGUGGAUUUGCAAACUCUACUUCCUCUUUCUUUUGGUCACUGGGAAAAGCCAUAGGGCAAAUUUCAGGACAAAGGGAGCUGCUGGGCAGCCAGUCACUGUGGCCAAUGCUGAUGGCCUCCUGUGGACUCCCAGCACUGGUCCAGCUGGUCACGCUUCCCUUCUUCCCAGAGUCCCCACCCUAUCUCCUCAUGCAUAAAGGAGACCGGGAAGGCUUUGAAAAAGCCAUAAGGCAGCUUUGGGGUGAAGGCCAACACCAAGCAGAGAUUGAUGACAUCAUGAAAGAGAAGGCAACAAUGAAAAACACCAAGAUCUUGAGUGUCCUGGAACUAGUGAAAGAACCAGCUUUCCGUUGGCAGCUGUACAUGAUAGUUAUUCUGACCGCCACAAUUCAGCUCUGUGGCAUCAAUGCAAUUUAUUUUUAUACUUUUGAAGUCCUCCAGGCAGCUGGCUUUGAUGAGAAAAUGGCCUCCUAUAUGACCCUGUCUAUUGGACUCUCUGAACUCGUAGCUGCUGUAGUCUGUAGCUCCAUCAUUGAGCGACUGGGCAGGAAAGUGCUCAUAAGAGGAGGCUACUGGAUCAUGGGUUCCCUGCUAGCUGCUAUCACUGUGACUCUGUCCCUACAGGACUGGUACUUCUGGAUGCCAUACUGCAGCCUUGCUCUCAUUAUCCUGUUUACAGUUGUCUUUGCUGUUGGGCCAGGUGGUGCCACGGUUUCCACCAGGGUUGAAAUUUUCAAGCUGUCCUGCAGACCUCCUGCCUUGGUGAUCAGUGCUGUUAUGAACUGGCUGGGGGUGUUUGUGAUUGGCACCUCCUUCCCGUUCAUCGUGGAAAGACUCAAGCACUUCUGCUUUCUCAUUUUUAUGGUGGUACUUUUCACUUCAGGGAUAAUUAUCCACCUGUUCCUUCCAGAAACAAAAGGGAAAUCAAUCAUGGAAAUCACAGAAGAAUUCAAUAAGCUAAACUUUAAAAACAAGCAUAUUCCAGCAACUCCAAAUCAUGUCACGGAGGAUUAUACCUUCUGCACCAGGCUUUGACCAGUGUAAGGGGGAAUCAGGUUUUUGUAAAAACAUAGGUAAAAAAAGACAUUUGCCAUUUUCUGACUAACAAGUUGCUCCAAAUGGACUGUCAGCUUUCCUGUCUGUCACUUACAAGUUUCCUAUUUUGCCAAACCAGCUUCUUUCUCAAGCACUCCACUCUGGGCAGCUCUGAAAAGAGAUGAGGGCUGAUAUUAACAGGACACACUUGUGUGAAUCAGGAGCAUUUUGGCUUAACAUGCUGAGUGUAAAUCUCUUCUUAACAGAGCAACUAAUACACACUGAAACUACACAUGUAGAAUUUAUAAACACUCUGCUGACCACAGAGAAAGGAAAGACCUGUGAUCCUCUCUCUCUCUGAUUUCUGAGUAUGUUUUUACAGUGCUGAAAUGGGAACAGUGAAGUUCUUGGCUUGCUCUCUCUGGCUAGCGUUCAAUCCAUAACAGAUUAAAGAAAAAAUUCAGUGGAAUAGGAGAUAAAUUCUUUGUUUCUCUAGAUUCAACUGAAUAACCAAACCUUGCCAGGUUCCCAUGCACAGUGCCAUGUUGUCCUUGUGUAGUGUCUAGCUUGACAGACUUUAACCAUUUCAGAUUGCCUUUCAGCAGCAACAGAGCUAAAAGGACUGAUGGAUAGAAUCCAGCCACCAUAAACCCCAAGGCAUUUUAGAUACUCUGUGCUAUCCUGCCCAUCACUGCUGUCAUCCCAAGCCUGCAGAUCCUCCUCCAGGAGCAGAAUUCCCACAGAUAUCUCAAGGGCUGUGAAUCCCACAGCAACUGAACUGCUACUUUCCUCCUGUGACUUUUAGCUACCUGGAACUUGUUUACCCCAGAAGAACCUCCUCAGACUGGAACUGAUUGAAUCAGAAACUUUUUU